Vicia villosa (hairy vetch) is the source of this 1781-nucleotide messenger RNA. Its product is annotated as xyloglucan O-acetyltransferase 1. Lineage: Eukaryota; Viridiplantae; Streptophyta; Magnoliopsida; Fabales; Fabaceae. Gene Ontology annotation, molecular function: O-acetyltransferase activity. The coding region runs from base 142 to 1482 and encodes 446 amino acids. The transcript is spliced from 2 exons. The record is from RefSeq and is a predicted model, not a curated record. Gene Ontology annotation, cellular component: Golgi apparatus.
UCUUUCUCACUCAAUGCUCCCAAACUCCCAACUUUCCCUUUUGACAAUUUCUGUAAAAAAAAAACAAAAUCUACUUUUAUGUCCACUUUCUUCCUUCUUCUUACAUAUCUCAUCUAAAAACACCAAAAAGAACCAACAAACAUGGCUUUGAAAAUGGGUUUUUCUUCAUUCCCAUUCAAAGAUCAACUUCACUCCCUCACCAAAAGACUCUUCCCUUGGACUCUCUAUGCUCUUCUUCCCAUUGCUCUUCUUAGUUUAUACCUCUACCCUCUUCCUUUUCUUCCUUCCACUGAAUCUGAACUUCCAAAUUCCAUCUCCAACACCAUUGUUUCACACUCCACACCCCCUUCUUUUACUUCCACACCUCCUCCUUCAGAAAAGGAAAAUACUUUUGACACCCCCCCUUGUGAUUACUUCAAUGGAAAGUGGAUCCGUGACAGAAGAGGACCUUUAUACAAUGGAACAACAUGUGGAACAAUCAAACAAGGACAAAACUGCAUCAAACAUGGAAGACCGGAUUCUGAUUAUCUUUACUGGAGAUGGAAGCCAAAUGAAUGCAAGCUUCCAAGGUUUGAACCUAACACUUUUCUUCAAUACAUUGAAAACAAGCAUGUAGCUUUUGUUGGAGAUUCUAUGGCUAGGAACCAAUUAGAGUCACUUUUAUGUAUGUUAUCAACUGUUUCAUCUCCUGAUCUUGUUUACACAAAUGGUGAAGAUAACAAAUUUAGAAAGUGGCGUUUUGAUUCUCAUAAUGCUAGUGUUUCGGUGUAUUGGUCUCCUUUUCUUGUGCAUGGUGUUGAGAAAUCAAAUGGAGGGUUGAAUCAUAAUAAGUUGUAUUUGGAUCUUGUUGAUGAGAGAUGGGCUAAGGAUAUGGAUCAUAUGGAUUUGAUUGUGUUUUCGGUUGGUCAUUGGUUUUUGCAUCCUGCGGUUUACUAUGAGGGUGAUUCGGUUUUAGGUUGUCAUUAUUGUGUUGGUCUUAAUCAUACCGAAAUCGGGUUUUAUGAAGUUUUGAGAAAGGCUUUGAGGACUAGCCUUAAUAGUGUAAUUGAUAGGAGAGGGAGUAAAGGUGGUAGAAUUGAUGUUAUGGUGACGACGUUUUCGCCUGCUCAUUUUGAAGGAGAAUGGGAUAAGAUUGGUGCUUGUUCAAAGACUAGGCCUUAUAGGAGUAAAGAGAAGGAGCUUGAAGGAAUGGAUGGUGAGAUGAGAAAGAUUGAGGUUGAAGAAGUUGAAGAUUCUAAGGUGAGAGGUGGUAUGUUUGGAGGGGUUAGGUUUGAGGCACUUGAUGUAACGAAAUUGGCAUUGUUGAGACCGGAUGGUCAUCCGGGUCCUUAUAUGUAUCCUUUUCCGUUUGCGAAUGGUGUUCCGGAGCGUGUCCAGAAUGAUUGUGUUCAUUGGUGUUUGCCGGGGGCUAUUGAUACAUGGAAUGAGAUUUUUCUUGAGAUUAUGAAGAAAUGGGAGGAGAAUCCGAGAAUUCAAGAGUGAAAGAGAAUGAAGAGGGAUGAAACACAUACACAACACCGACACUGAAACGUUGAUACUGAUGAUAAUCAUAUCGGUCAAUGACAUAUUGGUGUCGUACAUUGACAUGUAUUAGACACUAGACUAACAUUUGUUAAGAAGUGUCGGUGCUAGAGUGGUGAAGAGUGAGGUAUUUAGCUUACCAUAUAUUGUUUGAUAAUUUCUUAUUUGUUCUACUUUUAUAUUAUUACAUUGAAAUAGGUCAAGUUUUGUUUUUGGUAGAAAAGAAAAGUAAUUUCAAUUGGAAAAUGAUUAGUUACUUA